Molecule: messenger RNA, 2054 nt
Organism: Pistacia vera
Lineage: Eukaryota; Viridiplantae; Streptophyta; Magnoliopsida; Sapindales; Anacardiaceae
Product: U-box domain-containing protein 15-like
Exons: 4
Coding region: 1-1926 (641 amino acids)
Biological process (GO): cell surface receptor signaling pathway; protein ubiquitination
Cellular component (GO): nucleus; cytoplasm
Molecular function (GO): protein binding; ubiquitin-protein transferase activity
Source: RefSeq, a predicted model, not a curated record
AUGGGAAUGGAUGUUGAGCGAGAGGGAGAAGGAGGAGAAGGAGAAGGAGAAGGAGGAGAUAUUGCGGAGGAACAGAAUCAUAAUGUGAUCCAAGAGAUCUUGAUUAUUAUUGAAUCUGUUGCUCGAUUUGGAGAUUUUCGAAAAACACAGAGAAAAGAAUGUUAUGGACUUGUUAGACGUUUGAAACUUUUGUUACCCUUGAUUGAGGAGAUCAGAGACCUUGAUACGCCUAUUUCUAAAGCUGGUAUGGUUUGUCUUGUUAAUAUAAAGAAGGCACUUCUUAUGGCAAAGAAAUUGUUGAAGAUGUGCAACGAAGGAAGCAAGAUUUAUCUGGCGUUAGAGUUGGAGGCGGUUAUGAUUAAAUUCCAUGCUGCAUUUGACAAAUUAAGUCAAGCUUUGGAGGGUUUGGAUUAUGAUGAACUUGGGAUCUCAGAUGAAGUGACAGAACAGGUUGAGCUUAUUUGCCUGCAACUUAAACGAGCAAAGAGGAGAACAGACACACAAGAUAUAGAACUUGCAGUGGAUAUGAUGGUGGUAUUCUCUGAAGAGGAUGAACGAAAUGCUGACAGCGCCAUAAUAGAGAGACUGGCAAAAAAGCUUGACCUACACAGUUGUCAGGACCUGAAUAAUGAGACUAUAGCUGUGAGGAAUCUUGUCAAAGGAAGAGCAGGCCAAAAUUUAGAGAGCACCCAGAAAAUUAUAGACCUUCUAAAUAAAUUCAAACAAGCUGCAGGUAUGGAAAUCACUAAUGUUCUUGAUGACCCUGUUAUUCCAAAAAUGCUGGAGAAGAGCCACUCUAUAGUCAUCCCUCAUGAAUUUCUCUGCCCAAUCACCCUAGAGAUAAUGAGUGACCCGGUUAUUGUUGCAAGUGGACAGACAUAUGAAAGAGAAAGCAUACAGAAGUGGAUCGAUUCCAAUCAUCGAACUUGCCCGAAAACCAGACAAACUCUGGCUCACCUGUCGCUGGCACCAAACUAUGCCCUCAAGAACCUAAUCUUGCAGUGGUGUGAGAAGAACAAAUUUAAGCUUCCAAAGAAAGAUAAUUCAGUAUUCUCAGAAUGCUCUAGUGCAGAGCACAAAGAAGAAAUCGCAUCUCUAGUUGAAAAGCUAUCUUCUAGUGACCUAAAAGUGCAAAGAGCGACUGUAAAGAAGAUACGGUUACUCUCAAAGGAGAAUCCAGAGAACAGAAUUUUAAUAGCUAACAGCGGAGGAAUUUCACCCUUAGUUCAACUUUUGUCCUAUCCAGAUUCUAAAAUUCAAGAGCAUGCGGUGACAGCUUUGUUGAAUUUAUCUAUUGAUGAGACUAACAAGAGACAAAUAGCUCAAGAAGGAGCUAUUCCUGCGAUAAUAGAAGUUCUGGAAAAUGGAAGCAAAGAGGCAAGAGAGAACUCAGCAGCAGCUUUAUUUAGCUUAUCAAUGCUUGAUGAGAAUAAAAUAACCAUAGGAUUAUCAAAUGGUAUUCCACCAUUGGUAGAUUUGUUACAAAAUGGGACAAUUACAGGUAAGAAAGAUGCUGUUACAGCACUAUUUAACUUAUCUCUCAACCAUUCAAACAGGGCUCAGGCUAUUGAUGCUGGCAUUGUGUCACCUUUACUCAAUUUAUUGAAGGAUAAAAACUUGAACAUGGUUGAUGAGGCACUCUCUAUUUUUUUACUUCUUGCAACGAAUCCACAAGGGCGUCAACAGAUUGGACAGCUUACAUUUAUUGAAACUCUUGUAGAAUUCAUUAAGGAAGGGACCCCAAAGAACAAGGAAUGUGCAGCAGCGGUUCUACUUGAAUUGGGGUCAAAUUCAUCUUUUAUACUAGCAGCACUUCAGUAUGGUGUGUUUGAACAUUUGGCUGAGCUCACAAAUAGUGGAACAAACAGAGCUCAGAGGAAGGCAAAUGCUCUUUUACAAGUUAUACACAGGUUUGAACAAUUGUAACUCCAUUAAAGAUAAGAGUUUUAAUUUUGUAUUAAUUCACUAUUUGCUUUGAUUAAUUCUUCAAACCUCUUUUGUUCAAGUUCCAUGGAAAAAUCUUAAAGAUAUAGUAUAAUUCAGUUUUGGUAUUG